Euleptes europaea (tarantolino) is the source of this 1731-nucleotide messenger RNA. Its product is annotated as zinc finger and SCAN domain-containing protein 30-like. Bases 1 to 1731 code for a protein of 576 amino acids. Gene Ontology annotation, molecular function: DNA-binding transcription factor activity, RNA polymerase II-specific; RNA polymerase II cis-regulatory region sequence-specific DNA binding. The record is from RefSeq and is a predicted model, not a curated record. NCBI's taxonomy places the organism in Eukaryota, Metazoa, Chordata, Lepidosauria, Squamata, Sphaerodactylidae. Gene Ontology annotation, biological process: regulation of transcription by RNA polymerase II. The transcript has 3 exons.
AUGACUGCCGCGCAGGGAAGCGCAAAAAUCUUGAGUCUUCGGCAUGAGACUCUGCUUGAACGGGGCUUACCGCCAGUGAUAAAAAUAGAAGCACAGGAUCCAGCAGAGUCGGUGCCGGAGGAGGACCUGAAGGGUAUAAGAAAAGCCCCUUUUAAUAUCCAGGCAGGGACAUCUGAAGAGCUUCUGAGAUGGGUGGCAUUGGCACAACCCAGGAAUCAACGCCAGGAGACACGAGGGAGCCAGGAAGUCCAGUGGCAAGAGACAGUCGCUCCUGGAGUUACAUCCGCCUCCUCUCCUGCAUGGGGCAACCUUCAAGUGCCUCAGCUCACACCGGCAGAUGAUAUCGAGGUCUACCUGUCCACCUUCGAGCGUGUGGCUGACGCCUGCCAGUGGCCGAGAGAGCAAUGGGUGGUCCGACUCGCGCCUGCCCUCAGCGGUGCAGCCCGAGAGGCCUACCGCCACCUCGACUCAAGAGACAGGGAGGAUUACGGGAAGGUGAAGGCCGCCAUCUUGCGCUGCUGUGACAUCGGCAGCGAGACCCGACGGCGGCGCUUCCGGCAGUUUGGUCUCCAGGAGGCCGAGGGCCCCCGCCAGGCUUGGGCAUAUUUGCACGACCUUUGCCAUCAGUGGCUGAAGCCCGACAUCCGCUCCAAGGAGCAGAUUCUGGAACUGUUGAUCCUGGAGCAGUUCCUGAGCAUUUUGCCAGAGGAAGUACGGACUUGGGUUUGGAAAUGUCAUCCGGAGACCUGCGCCCAGGCUGUGGCCCUUGUGGAAGAGUUUGCCCUUAGGCGGCAAGAGGCCAGGAGGUCAGAUUUGCAGGUCACUGUUCCCAUGAAGGUGGAGGAAGUGACCUCUGAUGAGGAGAUGACAUCCCCUGCCUCAUGGGACAUUCCUGGCUCUCAGUCCCACCCUACACACCAGUCACAGGAGGCAGCAGGAUGGAAUAAACCCGUAGAAGCCCAGCGUGAACUAACCAGAGAAGCAGCUCAGACUUCACAGGAGAUAGCAGGCGCCAGGACUGCCAGCCAGAUUGGAGAUGACCCUUCUGAGGAGGACCCCGUAGCCCCGGAGAUGCCCAAGGAUAUAUCAAGGAAUAUGGGAGAGGCAACGUCCUCGGAGUGGGAGGAGGACAGACAACCGGGCGAGCGGGAGUGCUCUUCAGAAGACGAACUUACUAUUAAAACAAGAGGGCCUAGUAAGUUUUCAGCACACCUCCCUUCACUGAUCCUUAAGUCCAGGGAGGAACCAAAGGACACAGAAAGCCAAACGAGGACCUUCUCCUGGGGAGAAAAACCUCACCAGUGUUGCGAGUGCGGGGAGAGCUUCAGAGUGAAGCAAGAGCUUGCCCUGCACAAGGGAAUCCACCGGCGGGAGAGGCCUUUCCCCUGCGCCGUGUGUGGGAAGAGAUUCACCCGGCUGUACCACCUCACCACGCACCUGCGAAUCCACUCGGGUGAGAAGCCUUACCGCUGCACCGAGUGCGGGAAGCAAUACGCGGACGCCUCCAAUUUUUACAAGCACCAGAGGAGCCACGUGACCGAGAAGCCCUACCAGUGCGCGGAGUGUGGGAAAACCUUUGGGGACCUGUCCCUUUUUUAUAAACACCAGAAGGGGCACCGAGGAGACAGGCCUUACAUUUGCGACACAUGUGGAGACUGCUUCAGCAAACCAAAGGAUCUCUCGGCUCACCAAAAAAUUCACGGGGAUGGGAGGGUGCCUUCUCUGUAUUGA